AUUGAUAAUUUUCAUUCGUUAAAUAACUACAGCCAUGUUUACAUUAAUAUUAUCAUUCGCGGUGUCUGCAUUUGUGGUUAUAGUUUUUAAAUAUUUAAAUGCCACACGUAAGCCACCUAUUUUAGGUAUUUACCAGCAAAGGAAUAAAGGUUAUUGGCUUAAAUUUAUUUUUAUGUACGUUCUACUCACUGUAAAAAGGCUGAUUAACGAAGGCAAGCGUCUCUGGGCCGUGGAAGUGGGCCAGAGUUCCAACGGCACCGAACAAGUACAUAAAUAUGAUUCGAAUUUAGAACAAAAGUAUAUUUUCGGUGACCAUCCUAAGGCAGUAGAUGCUGUUUACUUCAAUGGCUUGUCAAAAGAUGGAUCCGCGGUCGUCUGUGGGCUAGCUCGUAGACCUAACCAUUAUUGUGACGCCUUUUUGUACCUAAAGUGCGAUGGUGAAGAUCUACUUCUGUCUCCGAACCUUCCGGACACGCACCUAGAGCAAACCGAAUCUGAACAAGAAGAGUACAGUGUGCAAGGAAUCAAGAUUACCAACUUCAUGCCAAUGCGCACAUGGAAACUAUCUUAUACCGGCGAAAUGAAAUCGAAAUCCAACCCGGAUAAGCAUGUGAAGGUGGAAGUAUCACUUACAUGGAGCGCAGCAUGGGCGCCGUUUAAUUAUGAUGCGCACAUGUCCCCUUCCAGCAUGGCCGGAGACCUGGCGAGAGAACCCUGGUCCCGGGAAUACUUCACACUAUUAGAGAAACUGCAUCAAACACAUUAUGAACAAAUGGGUUAUAUUGGAGGUAUCGCUGUAAUCGAUGGCAAAGAACAUUCGCUGGAUAUGCCGUGUUUGAGAGACCGUAGUUUUGGACCGUUACGUGAAUGGCGAAACUUCCACCGAUACGUUUAUCACUUCAUGUUCCUUGAGAACGGCGACUGCAUGGCGGUGGGCAGUGUGUCCGAGCCCACUGUUUUAUCUCAUUUGACUAUUGGGUAUUUGUGCAAGAAAGCAGAUCAAUCAGUGUUGCCAGUUGACUUUUGCGACUUUCAUUUGUAUCAGCACGCUGAAAAUGAAAUACUGCCCAAAGACUACGGAUUUGUUUUCAAAAGUGGUUGCAAGUCGUAUGCUGUAAAAGUUAAAGUGAACGACGAAGAUACAUUUUACAUUGGCAAGGAUAGAGUUGCAAAAUUCUAUGAAAGAUGGUGCUCCGUUGAAGUUAACGGAAUUCGGGGCUGGGCUUGCGUUGAGUGGCACUAUAAUAAUGUGCGGAACUGACACAAAAAGUAAAUAAAUCUGUAAGAAAAAAAAAACAUUAUUUUUUUUAAUUUUUUCAUAUGUUAUAGUCAUCGGAGUUAAAGAUGUUUACAAAAUUUUAGAUCAAUAUUUAACGCAAACUGAGCAAGUUGAAAAAAUAAUUUAAUAAGUUAUAGUAAAUACAAUAUGAGACAAUUUAUCUUGCCAUUUUUCCAAAAAUGUUUAAUGAGGUCAUAGGCGUGCCAUCAUAUUAUUUUGACUUUGUUAUUAUUAUUUGAAACAUUUCUUUCGUCGUUUCGCUACUCAUAUGUAUAACCUACUUUAUAUUUUUUAUAGUGCUAAUGAAUUUUAUGAUCAAUAGUGUCCAAAAAUAUUGCAUCGUGUGCCAUUGGUUCGCCAUCUUAUACAUAUAUAGGGGGUGAUUAAUAUCAAUAGUUAGUGGAAAGUUUUGUAUAUUUAUUGUAUUGCAAUAUCAACUAAAAUAGAAGACAUGUACUAAUUUAUGAAGCGUGAAAACUUACUUUAUAAUACUGAUUGAUAAAUUUUAUGAUAGUAUAUAAA
Papilio xuthus (Asian swallowtail) is the source of this 1801-nucleotide messenger RNA. RefSeq lists its product as uncharacterized. NCBI's taxonomy places the organism in Eukaryota, Metazoa, Arthropoda, Insecta, Lepidoptera, Papilionidae. The transcript has 9 exons. The record is from RefSeq and is a predicted model, not a curated record. The coding region runs from base 35 to 1261 and encodes 408 amino acids.